This is a messenger RNA of Alexandromys fortis (reed vole), 762 nucleotides long. Its product is annotated as stromelysin-3-like. The record is from RefSeq and is a predicted model, not a curated record. Gene Ontology annotation, biological process: extracellular matrix organization; collagen catabolic process. The transcript has 3 exons. NCBI's taxonomy places the organism in Eukaryota, Metazoa, Chordata, Mammalia, Rodentia, Cricetidae. Gene Ontology annotation, molecular function: metalloendopeptidase activity.
AUGAGUUAUGUGAAGGCGCUUCAUCAACUAAAGACUCUGAGGGAGAAGUUCACAGAAAUCAACACGGCCCCCAGCUGCAGCCGGACCACAGACCUCAACAUGGCCCUUGGUGGCAGCACGGACUCUGGACAUCAACAUGGCCUCAAGUGUGGCCUAAAGUCUUCUGCUAUAAACUGUGCAUGGUGCUUCUUCUUCAAAGCCGGCUUUGUGUGGAGGCUGUGCAGUGGGCAGCUGCAGCCUGGGUAUCCUGCUCUGGCCUCUUGGCACUGGCAAGGAUUGCCCAGCUCUGUGGAUGCAGCUUUUGAGGAUGCCCAGGGUCAUAUUUGGUUCUUCCAAGGUGCUCAGUACUGGGUAUACGAUGGUGAGAAGCCAUUCCUAGGCCCUGCACCACUCUCCGAGCUGGGCCUGCAGGGGUCCCUGGUCCAUGCUGCCCUGGUCUGGGGUCCGUAGAAGAACAAGAUCUACUUCUUCCGAGGUGGAGACUACUGGCGUUUCCACCCCAAAACCCAACAUGUAGACAAUCCUGUGCCCCAACGUGCCACUGACUGGCGAGGGGUACCUUCUGAGAUCAACGCUGCCUUCCAGGAUGCUGAGGGGUAUGCCUACUUCCUGCGUGGCCAACUCUACUGGAAGUUUGAUCCUGUGAAGGUGAAGGUUCUGGAGGGCUUUCCUCGCCUUAUAGGCCCUGACUUCUUUGACUGUGCAGAGCCUGCCAAUACUUUCCGCUGACAACACCUUGGAUGCACUCAGGGAUAGUGACCC